AUGGCGGCGAACCAAACAAAGACAGCUGCACUUGAUUUCACGACGUUCCACAAUGUCAUUGAUGGUCAAUUGACGGGUCCAGGUACAACCUAUCACACUGUCAAUCCAGCUAAUCUCGAAAAUAAUCUAGGGGUGCCUUCUAGCACACUUGGAGAUGUCAACAGCGCGGUGGAGGCUGCUCAACGAGCAGCCAAGUCAUGGGCUGAGGUUCCCUGGGACGACCGCAAGACCGCUCCCGGGGGCUUCAUAGCUGCGCUCGAGGAUCUCUCGGAUGACUUUGCGCAGAUGUUAAACAAAGAGCAGGGAAAGCCAGUCAGUAUUGCUGCCCAGAGACUGAACAGUGGUCCAGCGGUGCUGACAGGAAACGCAUUCAUCCUGAAACCGUCUCCCUUCACACCGUAUUGCGGACUCAAGAUGGCCGAGCUUGGCACUGGUUUCUUCCCGCCUGGUAUCUUCCAGGCCUUGAGUGGAGAGGAUGAGCUGGGGCACAUGCUCAGCACACACCCUGGUGUGGAGAUGGUUACGCUCACGGGCUCCGUCGAGACUGGCAAGAAAGUGAUGGCAGCAUGCAACGCGACCCUGAAGCGCGUCAUACUCGAGCUAGGCGGCAACGAUGCCGCCAUCGUUUGCACCCCCAAGAAUUCGGAUGUCAGAAGCACAGCGGUCUGGGUCCAGAAUGGGGUGUUGAAGGCUUGA
Messenger RNA from Anthostomella pinea, 696 nucleotides. The record is from the annotation of a GenBank genome assembly. NCBI's taxonomy places the organism in Eukaryota, Fungi, Ascomycota, Sordariomycetes, Xylariales, Xylariaceae.